CAUGACUCGGUUCCAUGUGGUUCCUGGAUUAGAGCCCACACUUUUACACUGGAGAACCCUGGACAAAAUGUUCUCAUUCCUUGGGACUCUAAACAGACUGCUGAACUCAGACACACUAAAACGGGGACGUGAGCUGCUGUGAUGGAAGGUCUGAGUGUGAAGGUGUUCCUCUUCACCCUCAUCACUGUGCUCUCUCUCAAUGUGAAAGCGGAGGUGAGGAAGUUGGACAUGGCUCCUGAUGCAGUAGACGACGAUUUCUCGCAGUGUCGAGAGAAAAUGCUGAAGGCUGUUACUGAACCAGGCGGCCUGCUGCAGAAGGAACUCAAGGCUAAUAAAGAGUUUGAGGAGCUGUGGAGUAAACACAGUGGAGAGUGCAAGAAGAACAUUCCUGGUGGAACAUCUUAUCACACCGAUGCUCUACAGGCGUAUGGACAUUCUAAGACUAAAUUUAGAAAAGAUUUCAACGGUUUGGUUUAUAGCAAAGGCAGCAACAGCAUGACCUACAGAGACGAAUUUCCCUUCAAGUCUCUUCACUUCCUCCUAACAGACUUCCUGCAUCUGCUGAAGCGUACAAACACCUGUACGACCGUGUACUACGCCACCAGUAACACCUACACAGCAGAUACGGGGACCGAGGUCCGAUUCGGAAAGUUCAUCAGAGCCGGAACCUCUCAGAGCGCUGAAACUGAAGUGGUGGAGUCCGAUGGAGGCACCAUGUUUAUCAUCACGUCCUGUUCUGUGGUUAAUGUUGAAGAGAACAUGUGUAAAUCUGAGGAACUCCAGGCUCUUAUUUCUCCAGCCGAGGUCUUCACAGUGCAGAACGUUAGAGAUGUUAGCACUGAUGAUGCCACAUAUAAAGAAAUCACUUUAACACACUCGCGCUUUCUCAGCAAUCAUACCUGCUCUUUCUUCCACAGGAACGCCGCGGAUGCCGAAUCCUCCACCUCUCUGACUUUUACACUUCUGGCACUGACGGCCUCCUUGCUGAGUCACUUUACACUGAUGGAGUGACUCACGUGUUCAUCGACACGUUUAUGUCAAUUUAUUACAACAUUUUUAGUAGAGUUCUUUUCUCAUGACAUGUUUCUGUUCUCCUUUUAAUUUGAUCCAUGAUCAGAAGUACCGGGAGCAGUCGAGUCGAGCUCGUCAUUUUUGAUGCGCGUUUGUUGCUUUGAACAAAUAAAAAUGAAAUGCAAAUCUCUGUAACUGUGAGCAUAUAAAACUUAAUACUUCAA
Ictalurus punctatus (channel catfish) is the source of this 1235-nucleotide messenger RNA. Its product is annotated as erythroblast NAD(P)(+)--arginine ADP-ribosyltransferase. NCBI's taxonomy places the organism in Eukaryota, Metazoa, Chordata, Actinopteri, Siluriformes, Ictaluridae. Gene Ontology annotation, molecular function: NAD+ poly-ADP-ribosyltransferase activity; NAD+-protein-arginine ADP-ribosyltransferase activity. The record is from RefSeq and is a predicted model, not a curated record. Bases 142 to 1011 code for a protein of 289 amino acids. The transcript has 4 exons.